Hyposmocoma kahamanoa is the source of this 942-nucleotide messenger RNA. RefSeq lists its product as uncharacterized. The record is from RefSeq and is a predicted model, not a curated record. Bases 1 to 942 code for a protein of 313 amino acids. Lineage: Eukaryota; Metazoa; Arthropoda; Insecta; Lepidoptera; Cosmopterigidae. The transcript has a single exon.
AUGAAUUGCCUUAUGUGCGAUUCUCCCACUAAUGAUGGUGUUCAGUGCAGUGUUUGUAAGCAUCACUUGUGUUUUUCUUGUGGAGGUAUUUCUGAGGCUGGAUAUAGAAAGCUGGGUUCAGACCGCAGGGCGUCAUGGAAGUGCCCGCAGUGUAAACUUACGCCGACUGCAGCUACAUCUCCCAAGAAACCCACUACUCCUACAACUGAUCCAGCAUCAAUAGAGUUGGUUCUAACAGAACUGCGUGAUAUGAAGCGCCAGAUUGCUAACUUGUGCACAGUAGUGGACGAGUUCAAAGAACUCAAAAAAGAAAUAUCGGAGUUAAAGGCGUCUUGUGAAUAUUCUUCAGCUAAGCUUGAUGAUUACGAUGAGAAAUUUUCGAGUAUGGACCGUAGAAUUGGUGAGAUUUCGAGUCUACAAGAUAUAGUAACAUCUAUCCAGAAUACCACGACUGGACGGAAAGCGAAUGUGGAGAAAAUGGAGCAGUGGACACGCUUAAGUAAUGUUGAGAUUAGGGGUGUUCCCUUAAAAAAGAUUGAGAAUUUGUUUACAAUCGCUGAAAACAUUGGUAAAUCAACCGGCUAUCAGAUUCUGAGGUCCCAGAUUAAUUAUAUUUCCAGAGUUCCUACGUACUCCAAAAAUAAAAAUAUAAUUAUAAGCUUUAUUAAUCGCUACGUUAAGGAAGAAUUUAUUGCUGCUGCGCCUGCCUUUAAAGAGUUAAAAGCAUCAGAUAUUGGGUUUAGCAACGACACACCGAGAAUUUUUGUAAAUGACCAUCUAACUCCAACAUCAAAAAUUCUACUAUCUAAAGCUAAACAGAAAGCCAACGAUCUAGGAUAUUGCUACAAGUGGGUUAAAUAUGGUAAAAUCCAUAUUCGAAAAAAUGAUACAUCACCCGUCGUCAUCAUCAGCAAAGACAGUGAUUUAAGCAAGAUUAUUUAA